AUGGCCAUUUGCUUUGUAAGAUCGGUAGAGGAUUUUGACAAUUACUUGAAGAACAAUAGGGCUGUUGUUGCUAACUUUACUGCUUCGUGGUGUGGACCUUGUCGCGCAAUUUCGCCGGUUAUUGACAAAAUGUAUACCGUAUUUCAGUAUGUUGAGUUUGUUCGAGUCAAUUUGGAUAGGCAGAAAGCAUUGGCUGCCAAGUACACAGUCAGUUCUAUUCCCACAUUCAUAUUUUUCAAAGAUGGACAUGAGGAGGCCAGGGUCCAGGGUCCAAAUACUGAAAUGCUCAUGAAGGAACUUCAAUUGUUCAACGAAAUCUCUUGGGGAAAGGAUAGGCAGGGUAAUGGCGAACCAAAGGUAAAGACCAGGCUCAACUCACACAGUGAAGAAAUUAGGGAUUUCAUUCCCUCUGGAUUCGACGUAAUAAACACCCAUAUAGAGUUUCGAUCGUUUGAGGCGCACAAUGUCAAACAGGUAUACCAAAGUUGCACGGUGGAAAAGCCCUUUAGAGUAGACAGUAGAGCAGUACCAAACAGUAGUGUGAUCUCCGAUUCCGACUCACAAAUGCUAUUUUUGGUUCCCUUGUUAAACAUAUCCAAAGUCUAUUCGAUUUUGAUCAAGAUAAAACCACUAGUUGUUACAGAUAGCCUGAUCAUUGAUGAUGAAGAGUUUAGUCAAAUUCAAGUACCUCGUGUGAUCAAAAUAUGGCCAAAUUUGCGGCAUAUGAUUUCGUUUGAGGAUGCUGCGAAUGAUAGAAAUGCACCUCACCUGGAAACUCUUGACUGUAAGGAAGGUACAGAGAAAUGGAUAGAGAUCAGAUUAAAGUAUGUCAAAUUUCAAAACGUACAGAGUUUAUGCUUCUUUUUUGACGGAGACGACGAAGAUUUACACACUACUGUUGCAAAAGUGCUAAUCAUUGGUGUUACUGGAGACUUGAAAAAACAAAAAACACUUUCUCUGUUGGGAAAACGAUAA
Molecule: messenger RNA, 975 nt
Organism: Lodderomyces oxycetoniae
Lineage: Eukaryota; Fungi; Ascomycota; Pichiomycetes; Serinales; Debaryomycetaceae
Exons: 1
Coding region: 1-975 (324 amino acids)
Cellular component (GO): cytosol
Molecular function (GO): protein-disulfide reductase activity
Source: RefSeq, a predicted model, not a curated record